AUGCCUUACGCUCCUGGUGACGCUACUAAGGGUGCUUCCCUUUUCAAGACCCGCUGUGCUCAGUGCCACACCGUCGAGGCUGGCGGUGCCAACAAGGUCGGCCCCAACCUCCACGGUGUCUUUGGCCGCAACUCCGGCAACGCCGAGGGCUACACCUACACCGACGCCAACAAGCGCGCUGGUGUCCUGUGGGCCGAGGACACUCUCUUCGACUACCUCGAGAACCCCAAGAAGUACAUCCCCGGUACCAAGAUGGCCUUUGCCGGUCUCAAGAAGCCCAAGGACAGAAACGACUUGGUCACCUACCUCAAGGAGGCCACUGCCUAA
Messenger RNA from Myxozyma melibiosi, 327 nucleotides. RefSeq names its product cytochrome c. The record is from RefSeq and is a predicted model, not a curated record. Gene Ontology annotation, biological process: mitochondrial electron transport, cytochrome c to oxygen; mitochondrial electron transport, ubiquinol to cytochrome c. Lineage: Eukaryota; Fungi; Ascomycota; Lipomycetes; Lipomycetales; Lipomycetaceae. Gene Ontology annotation, molecular function: heme binding; electron transfer activity. The transcript is spliced from 3 exons. The coding region runs from base 1 to 327 and encodes 108 amino acids. Gene Ontology annotation, cellular component: mitochondrial intermembrane space.